AUGCGAUUCGCCACCGUUCUCGCAGCCACCUCUGCCAUUGCUCUGGGCAACGCCGCCCCCGUCGUCCACACCGAGGGGGCCGUCCCCGAUGUCCCUCAUCGGGAUACGACCGACUACUAUAAAGUAGUUGCUCCAUUGCGCACUGGAGCGGCCAAGAGCCAGUUUCGGAAGACUUAUACCCUCGGUCCUCAGGCCGCCCAGGGGAUUACGGUUCAGCAGGCCAAGCGUCAGCUCAUCUUGGAAGACCCGAUGCUAAACAAGACGGUGCCAGUGCGCCCUGAACUUCGAAAGCCACGUGUUGACACGUACCAUUUCUGCACCGUCGUGUGUCGACUGUGGCCGUGCUCCAAUCUGUGCGAAGCCUUCAGGGACGCCGAGAAGAAGCCUUCACCCACCAGGGGACAUUGGUGCAAGGAGACUGGGAAGCCUUCCGUUACCCAGGCACAUGAGCCCAAGGAAACGGGAAAGCCUUCAUCUACUGAGGGACAUGGACCCAAGGAGACUGGGAAGCCUUCAACUACCAAGGCACAUGGAUCCAAGGAAACUGGGAAGCCACAGCUGUAG
Messenger RNA from Metarhizium acridum CQMa 102, 564 nucleotides. RefSeq lists its product as uncharacterized. The record is from RefSeq and is a predicted model, not a curated record. NCBI's taxonomy places the organism in Eukaryota, Fungi, Ascomycota, Sordariomycetes, Hypocreales, Clavicipitaceae.